AUGUCAACUUCUGAGGAAGAAUUGAUAUCCUUAUUUAAUAACUUUGGAUUUGAUGAAAAAAAAUCAAAAGAUAUUGCCAAAAAUAAAAAAGUUGCAUCUUUAUUAGAACAAAUUUUAUCAAAAUCAUCAACUAAAAGAUACGAUGAUGACAAAAAAUUAACUUUAUUACAUCAAUUAGCCGUUUUAGAAAACAAAAGUGGUAAACCAGUUCCAAAUGUCCACUUUAUUAUCGAUGGAAUCAACAACAAUGAAUUAAAAACAAAUUUGCAAAUAUCAGAAGCUUUAAAAUACUUACAAUCAAAUGAGUCACCAUCAAAAAAGGAAUUUGAUUCAUAUACUGGAGUAGGUGUUGAAUUGACUGAAAAUGAUGUUAAACAAGAAAUUCUGAAAUACCUUGAUUCUAUUGAUCAAAAAUUACAAACUGAGAGAUACUCAAUAUUACCAAAAGUCAUGUCUGAAGUUAAAUCACUAGCAUCAUUAAAAUGGGCUCCACCAAAUUUAUUUAAACCAAUACUUGAUGAAUUAUUUUUAACAAAAAUUGGUCCAAAAGAUGAAAGAGAUAAUAAAAAGAAAGAGAAAAAACCAAAAUCUGAAACAAGUACCACCACUAAAACAGCAGAACCAGAAAAAGAAAGAUCAAUGUUUUCAGAAGGAUUCUUGGGAGAUUUACAUAAACCUGGUCAAGAACCACAAAUGUAUCCCGAAUUAUUAAAAGAACAUAAUGAAUUCAUAAAAGGUAAUGUAUAUACACGUUUUCCACCUGAACCAAAUGGAUUUUUACAUAUCGGACAUUCGAAAGCUAUUAUGGUAAACUUUGGAUAUGCACAAUUCAAUAAAGGUUUAUGUUAUUUAAGAUUUGAUGAUACAAACCCUGAGGCUGAAGAAGCUAAAUAUUUUGAUUCUAUAAAGGAUAUGGUAAGUUGGCUAGGUUACAAGCCAUGGAAAAUUACUUACUCAUCAGAUUAUUUUGAUGAAUUAUAUGAACUAGCUGUAAAAUUAAUCGAAAUGAAUAAAGCUUAUGUUUGUCAUUGUACUUCAGAAGAAGUCAAAUUUAAUAGAGGUCAAAGAGAAGAUGGUACACUAGGUGGUGAAAGGAUUGCAUGUAAACAUAGAUCACAAUCUAUCGAACAUAACCUAAAAGAAUUCCAAGCAAUGAAAGAUGGUAAAUAUGCCAUUGGAGAAGCUACUUUACGUAUGAAACAAGAUUUAGAAAGUCCUUCACCUCAAAUGUGGGAUUUAGUUGCUUAUAGAGUAUUAAAUAAACCACAUCAUAGAACAAGUGAUAAAUGGAAAAUUUACCCAACAUAUGAUUUCACUCAUUGUCUUGUUGAUUCAAUUGAAAAUAUUACUCAUUCAUUAUGUACCACCGAGUUUGUAUUAUCAAGAGAAUCUUAUGAGUGGUUAUGUGAUGCAUUAAAAGUUUAUAGACCAGCUCAAAGAGAAUAUGGUAGAUUAAAUUUAACUGGUACAAUAAUGUCCAAAAGAAAAAUUGCAAAAUUAGUGAAUGAAAAUUAUGUUAGAGGUUGGGAUGAUCCAAGAUUAUAUACUUUAGAAGGUAUAAAAAGAAGAGGUGUACCACCAGGAGCUAUAUUAUCAUUUAUUAAUACUUUAGGUGUUACUACUUCAACUACAAAUAUUCAAACUAUUAGAUUCGAAAGUGCUGUUAGAAAUUACUUAGAUCAAACUACUCCAAGAUUAUUUUUAAUUUUAAAUCCUGUUGAAGUUCAUAUUGAUAAUUUACCAGAUGAUUUUGAAUUAAAUAUUGAAAUUCCAUAUAAACCAGGUAAAGAUGUUAAUAACUUGGGUGAUAGAAAACUAAAAUUUUCAAACAAAAUUUAUAUUGAUAGAGGAGAUGUAAGAGAUACACCAGCGGAUAAAGAAUUUUAUAGAUUAGCACCAGGUCAACCAGUUGGAUUAAUGAAAGUUCCUUAUAAUAUUAGUUUCAAAUCUAUUGAGGAAAAAGAUGGUAAAACAAUAGUUCACGUCAAUUACGAUAAUGAGGAAACCAAACCUAAAAAACCAAAAACCUACAUUCAAUGGGUCCCAGUAAAUGAUUGUUUAAAAAUUAAAGAAGUAAGAAUAUAUAAUCAAUUAUUUAAAUCAGAAAAUCCAUCAUCAAAUCCAAAAGGUUAUUUAGCAGAUAUAAAUGAAUCAAGUGAAUCAGUUAUAAAAAAUGCAAUAAUUGAAUCAAAUUUUAAAGAAAUUGUUGAUAAAUCACCAAUGAAUUUAGAAAUUCCUGGAUCACAAUUUAAUAUAAAGGAAUCAAAUGGAAAUAAUACUAUACGUUUCCAAGCUUUAAGAGAAGGUUACUUUUGUGUUGAUAAAGAUUCUAAAGUUGAUGAUUCAAAUGAUAUUAUUUUAAAUAGAAUUGUUACUUUAAAAGAAGAUGUUAAUAAAUAA
Messenger RNA from Lodderomyces jiufengensis, 2400 nucleotides. RefSeq names its product glutamine--tRNA ligase (gene GLN4). The record is from RefSeq and is a predicted model, not a curated record. Lineage: Eukaryota; Fungi; Ascomycota; Pichiomycetes; Serinales; Debaryomycetaceae. The transcript has a single exon. The coding region runs from base 1 to 2400 and encodes 799 amino acids. Gene Ontology annotation, biological process: translation; glutaminyl-tRNA aminoacylation. Gene Ontology annotation, cellular component: cytosol; cytoplasm. Gene Ontology annotation, molecular function: ATP binding; glutamine-tRNA ligase activity.